AUGAAGUUCACUGCCGUCCUCGCUCUUUGCGCCCUUGCCCCCAUGGCUCUUGCCCAGGGCUCCCUCAUGGACAAGAGGGGAUGCAAGCCUAGCAACUGUGCUUGCAUUGGCCGUCAGGGCCAGUUCUGCGGUGACGAGUCCAUCAACAAGGCUUGCACUAACGGACACGUUUUCGAGUGCAAUGGUAACAGUGGCAAGAGCUGUGACUACGGUGUGCGUGACAGCUGCAGAAAGUGUGGCAAGCUUAGCUGCUAG
Aspergillus candidus is the source of this 255-nucleotide messenger RNA. RefSeq lists its product as uncharacterized. The record is from RefSeq and is a predicted model, not a curated record. Bases 1 to 255 code for a protein of 84 amino acids. NCBI's taxonomy places the organism in Eukaryota, Fungi, Ascomycota, Eurotiomycetes, Eurotiales, Aspergillaceae. The transcript is spliced from 3 exons.